AUGAUGAAAGGACUUUUUUUAAAUCGAUUAGCACAUUCAGAAGAUUAUCAUAAGAAGCAGAAUACUAAAAAUCAACCCAAUCAGAAUAAUUAUAAUUAUAAUAAUAACAGUAGUCUCGGUCGUGCUACCGAUUUCUAUAGAUCUAAGAAAGAUACACCAAACUCGAAGCUAAUAAAGACUCAUCUAUUAAACCUAGACUUGCAGAUUAGGCAGAAUAGAUUGGAUCGUAAGCAACAGGAAGAUAUUGAGAAGAAUAAAAUGGCUUCUAUAAAAACUACGGAAGAUGAUUCAAUCAUUAAAGCUGGGUUUUCACCUCCAUCUUAUAUGACAAAUUAUUUUUCUGUAUUCGAUGACCCAAAUCAUUAUUCCAUUGCUACUAGGAAAAAAUUACAAUUAGAAACUGAAUAUUGGUUGAAAAAAUAUUAUGAUACGAAACUUGUCUCAGAUCCAACCCAAACUACAACACCGCAACAACCUUUUUCAGCAGAAGAUAUUAUAGCGUCUAGAACUUCUAAUGGGAAUGGGAUUGAUCAACAGAUCCCUACCACAAAGGAUUCUUCUUUAUCAAGUUGUGAUGCAAAGCUCCAUAAUGGUUUGGAAUUUUCUAAAUGUUCCAGUUAUUUAGAUGACUUUACUACGUCAAAUAUAGAUAACUUGGGUAAAGUGGAUGCCUUAACUUCAAAGGCACUAACUACAUAUUCUAGCUAUUAUGGCAAUUUAUUAGCUGCCACUCCAUUAUUAGAUGAUGCAUCUUUGAAGAGCCAUACAAUGUGGUUACCUACAGUUCGUAGAAAUUUUAGACAAUUCUUAAUCGAUGCUAAGGAACCAGAAUCAAAUUAUUAUAGCGAUAAGACAACUGCCAUCUUUAAUCAAGCUUCAUCUGUAAUACCACAAAGAUAUGAUUCAUUUUCAGGUGGUACUUCAAUACCAUCCAUGUUUGGUAAAGAGAAAUUACCAGCCUUAUCUUAUCAUUGCACUGUUUCCAUGGAUGAUAAUAUUUUCAUUUUAGGUGGGCUAAUGGCAUUCCAUAGAUAUGAUGAAGAAAUCCCUAAUUUGGAUGAUUUCAUUGUUAACGGAUUAGAAAAUCUACCACCUCCAUUCUUACCAGAAAUUAUCAAUAACCCAUGCAUGGUAUCUAAUCCUUUUCUUUUUGUCAAAUCAAUUACUUAUUGUAGUGUGAAGAGACAAGAAGUCACAGGCACAAUCCCACCUCCUUUAUUAGGUUUAAAAGGUACAAGAUUAACUCCUCGUUAUAUUUUCUUUUACGGUGGUAUGGAAAUUAUAACUGAAACUACCAUUAAUUCACAGGGGAAAUAUAUUAUUAAUCAUUCUUCUAUUUUAAAUAACAAUGGUUAUAUUUUAGAUACCAUGUUAUUUAAAUUUUCAAAAAUUGAAUUAGUGGCAAACCCAGCUACUCCCGUGUAUUCCAAUUAUUCCACAUUAUUCCCAAGACUUGGUCAUGUUUUAGUCUCUGUAGGUAAUAAAAAUGAAGAUUCAAACAAUACUAUUAAUUCUAAUUCUAAUUCUAAUAAUAAAUCAACAGGACAAACUAGCAACAGUGCUAAUAGUUUUGCACAUUUCGAUCAAGUGAGCACAACUACUUCUUCAUUCUCCUUAACAAGUUCUAAUUCAGCUUCUUCCAAAAAUUCAUCUACAACAUCAUCAACUAAUAAUUCUGAUAGAUCUAAAAAAUCUUCAAACUCACAGCAACAAUCUAUCCCACAAUUGACUCCUCAACAACUUUCACAUCAACAACAAAUUUUCAACUAUAAUUUAAACCUAAGGAAUAGUAUCAAACAAAAUGCAUCAAUUUCAAAUAAAUCAACCAUCAAUUGUAUUUAUAUAUUUGGUGGUUACUGUCAAUUAGAUGUAGAUAGAUAUGAAGCUAUGAAUGAUCUUUGGAGAAUAGAAAUACCAAUAUUGAAUAGAGGUAAACGUGGUUAUUAUGAAUUCCCAACAAAUGCUACUGCAACUCCUCUAGCUUUAAAUUCUCAAACUAUUACUGAUUCUGAAAAUAUUCCAAAUUCAACUCCAGAUUCUCGUAUAACUCCUACAAUUAUUGAAAGUGAAAAUGAUUGGCCAUCUGCAAGAGGAUUUUGUGCAUUUUAUGUUCCUAAUGAAGGUAUAUCUCCCGGUAGAUCUAUAGAGACCGAAGUAUUAUCUAAAUUAGAAUCUGAUUUUUCAUUGGAAUCUGCAUCAGUGGCUGCCAUCGGUACAACAAGACCUUUAUACAACCAUCAUUGUCCAAAUUUAAAUACCACCAGUAGACGUAGUACUAGUCAUCAUAAUCAUCAUCGGCAUCAUCAUUCAAAGCAUUCUAAACAGAAACGUAAUAGUACUUCAAAAUCUCAUAAACGCUCCAGUACUCCUAAUAGUGCUAAUAAUACUCCACCUCAUAGUAGUAGCAAUACACCAACAAGUUCAUAUCAAUCAAUGACAACAUUAAGCACCUUAUCGAUGAUGGAACAGAAGCAAAAUUUAUGUAAUAAUCCAAGUAAAAUUAAUUUAAAUAUGAUGUUAAAAUCACCCAAUUUUAAAUCAUAUAAUAAUUUUGAUGAUUUUACUAAAAAAGGUAAUAUUAAUAGUAAUAGCGGGUCACCCGUGGAUGAUAGAUUAGCAGGAAUGUUUAUUAUUCAUGGGGGCUCGAAUCAUUUAGAUAUUAAAGGCGAUAUGUGGUGGUAUGAUGUUGAUAACCAUAAAUGGAACAGAGUCCAGACAUUUGCAUCCAUUAAAGAUCCCAAAGAAGGGUAUAAAAAGGAAAUUGGUGAUCUAAAUGAUAAACAUUAUGUCAACAGAAUUAGAAAUAAAAAAGAAUCAAUGAUACCAUUGGAUGUGAAAUUAGUUGGUCAUUCUAUGGCAAGCAUUGGUCAUAUGGCCGUAUGUGUUGGUGGCUUAAUUCCUAAGGAUAUUGAUAUGCUAUAUAAAAAUAUUAAUUUUGAAAAUUAUGAAUAUGAACUUCAAUAUGAUGGAGUUAUGGAAACAGAUGUCUAUGGUAAACAAUAUGGUGACGAAAAAAGAUAUGGUAUUCCAUUAGGUAGUGGCCAACUGAAUAUUUUCAAUAUUGUUACUGGUGUUUAUCAAGACGGUGUAUUACUUGAUAGUAUUGUAUUUGCCAAUGAUCAUGACAAUAAAGGAGAUCAAAUGAAAAAGAAAAAGAAAGUUAGAAGUAAUAGCAUGAGUAGUGAUAGCAGUAACAGUAGCAAUAGUAGUGAUGAAAGUGUUAUAAGUAAUGAUGAUAGUGAUGAUAUUAGUGAUGAAGAUGGUGGUGAUAUCUAUAAAAAAUAA
This is a messenger RNA of Henningerozyma blattae CBS 6284, 3285 nucleotides long. RefSeq lists its product as uncharacterized. The coding region runs from base 1 to 3285 and encodes 1094 amino acids. The transcript has a single exon. The record is from RefSeq and is a predicted model, not a curated record. Gene Ontology annotation, molecular function: protein binding. NCBI's taxonomy places the organism in Eukaryota, Fungi, Ascomycota, Saccharomycetes, Saccharomycetales, Saccharomycetaceae.